Messenger RNA from Patiria miniata (bat star), 2293 nucleotides. Its product is annotated as zinc transporter 9-like. Lineage: Eukaryota; Metazoa; Echinodermata; Asteroidea; Valvatida; Asterinidae. Gene Ontology annotation, biological process: positive regulation of transcription by RNA polymerase II; zinc ion transport; transmembrane transport. The transcript is spliced from 15 exons. Gene Ontology annotation, cellular component: nucleus; membrane. Gene Ontology annotation, molecular function: blue light photoreceptor activity; monoatomic cation transmembrane transporter activity; FAD binding. The record is from RefSeq and is a predicted model, not a curated record. The coding region runs from base 117 to 1841 and encodes 574 amino acids.
GCGCCCUUCAUUUAUACCAAAGCAAACCAAAGACAUGAAAAAGUGCUGGUGUGCCGAAACUGUGUCCUGAUGACACAAAAACACUUAAAAAGUACUGGUAAAUUUGCCGGUUCAGUAUGUCAUUUUCACCAGCUAUCAUCCGAAUAGCUAGGCAGUUGGUUUUUCAACCAGCUUUCCAUAGAUACAAUGGUAAGCCCAUUUUUGCGUCAAACUUUAAAACAAGUCGGAAUCACUUGAGGUUUUCGCGAGCGAACACUUCACCGCUUCUGACAUGGUGGGGACUCCGAGCAAUGUGCACUCAUAAAGACGGUGACAAACAGGGUAAGGAUGGUGACAAAGGUGAACAGACAGCAGAGCAGACCCCACAGCAGACAACACAAGGGACAGAGAAUGUAAAGAAAGAAGACGAAAACAAUGUGGCCCAGGCCAGAAGUACAAAGUUGCCAACUGAAACUAAAACAGUCUCCUACAAAGACAAGAGAAGAAGAAUUGAUUACAGCAAGAAAUACACAGACAACAUCACCAUCACGGCAGUACGAGCUAUGAGCGAAUACUUACUAAAGUCAAGUGAUCUAGAGCAGCUGCGCAAGACGACGAGGCGGAGUCCCUAUGAGCAAGAAGGCAACUCAGAAGCGAUGAUGGUGUUUCUCAGAUCAGACGUUGAGGCAAAAGCAAUUGAGGUUUGGGGAAGUAAAGAGGCCUUGGAGUUGGAAAAGAAGAGAAGAAAACAGAGGGAAGACAUCUACAAGGAACAUGUUUUCCUGCUGAAGAGAGCAAUGAAGGAGUUUGACUCAUACUUUGGCGAAGCUAAACCGCCAAAGCCGAGUUUUUUUGAAGGAGCAGGCAAGGUUGUCAUGUCGGCUAUCAUCAUUAAUGCAGCCAACUUCUUGUUCAAGCUGGUAGCCUGGAUGUACAGCGGUUCCUCCAGCAUGUUCUCAGAGGCCAUCCACUCGGCUGCCGAUGUGUGCAACCAGGUCAUCCUGGCCUUGGGCAUCAGGCAGUCCAUCAAGGGACCAUCCCCUGAUCAUCCGUACGGGUUCACCACUAUUCGCUACGUGUCUUCCCUCAUCAGUGGAGUGGCCAUCUUUUGCAUCGGCGCCGGGUUGUCCUGCUACCACGGCAUCAUGGGAUUGAUUCAUCCCGAGCCAAUGGAAUCGCUGCUGUGGUCGUACUGUAUUCUCGCUGGUGCGCUCCUCACAGAGGGAGCCACUCUUUCCAUUGCUUACAAUGCCAUCAAGAAGGGAGCCAAGGAAAAGCAACAAAGCUUCACUGAAUACGUAUUACGUAGUCGAGACCCAAGCAUCAACGUGGUCUUAUUGGAGGAUGCGGCGGCAGUCUUAGGAGUGCUUGUAGCGGCUGGCUGUAUGGGGCUGACGUCAUGGACAGGCAACCCCAUGUAUGACUCGCUGGGCUCUCUAGCGAUUGGAUCUAUCUUAGGUUUCGUGUCUGUGUUCCUGAUCUACAGUAACACGGAGGCUCUGCUGGGCCGAUCCAUACCAGAGACUGAAUUACUGAAGAUAAGCAGUCUGCUGGAAAAUGACGUCAUGGUCAGGGGCGUGUAUGAUGUGAAAGCCACCGACAUGGGCGUGGGCACGAUCCGGUUCAAGGCGGAGUUAGACUUUGACGGCAAGGAGGUGACCCGUUCCUACCUGGACGGACAGGACCUGGAAAGCCUACUCAAGGAGUUACAGACAUACACAACCAUGGAGGAGAUCGAGGGAUUCAUGCUGAAGCACGGAGAGAGGAUUAUCGACAAACUCGGGGCAGAGGUGGACAGGAUUGAGAAGGAAAUCAAGAAAUUGAACCCAGACGUGCGGCACGUGGAUCUCGAGAUCUUGUGAGUGGUCGUUAACAGGGAUGGCAUUCUGAAAUAAUCUCACCGACGUGCAAUACAUGAACGCAAGGACCGGUGUCCGGUAUGGGACCAUUGACCAGUACAGUGAGUGUAAAAUGUACAUUGCAGAUGUGUGUAUUAAGUAAACAGGGCCCAAAUUCAUGGCACUGGUUAUUGUUAACCGAAAUUCUAUUCUGCGCAAAUUCUGUGCCGAGAGUUGGCGUAUUCGAUGGAAUAGUGAGGAAUUUUGGCUGGUGCGCAUGUGUAUAUCCCAUAACUGAGAAUUCUGUGCUUACAAGGUUAGCACAGAAUUUCUGUAACCAAGGAAUUGUUGUCAUAAGCACUAAUUUCAGUGUUUCACAGAGCAAAUUAAAUUCCUCAAGGCUACAUGCGCAUCAAUUGAGUAUGAUGAGAUUUUUGCAUGAACGAUUUGAAUAAAACUUUGAGGGAAAAUGUCAA